Molecule: messenger RNA, 477 nt
Organism: Hyla sarda
Lineage: Eukaryota; Metazoa; Chordata; Amphibia; Anura; Hylidae
Product: C-type lectin domain family 4 member G-like
Exons: 5
Coding region: 1-477 (158 amino acids)
Source: RefSeq, a predicted model, not a curated record
AUGCCGAAUAUGCUCCUGAAUGCGUUUCUUAAGUGGACGUUUGAUAAUGUUGAACAACAGUCUCUCCAGGAGACCUUGGAGGAUAUCUGCACACGGUGCCCUGUUGGCUGGUAUAUCAGUGGCUCUUCAUGUUAUUACAUCUCUGGGAAAGAAUUAUCCUGGGAUGGGGCUCGAGAUAGAUGCUAUCAAAUGAGCUCUAUUCUUGUAAUGAUAAAGGACCAGACUGAAUCGGAUACUUUAAAUAAAUUAUUUACAACAAGCAGGAGCUACUGGAUCGGACUGAGACGGGACACUGAAGAUAUCAACAUCUGGAAGUGGCUGGAUGGGACACAAGUCCCCUUCACCAACUGGGCAAAGAAUGAGCCCAACAAUCACGGGAAAAAUGAGCAUUGUGGAGAAACCAUGUCCGGACCUUGGAAUGAUCGAAACUGUAAUGAUAAGUUGUCUUAUAUUUGUAAAAGGAUUAGAACUUGCUGA